ACUCUUCUCUUUUCUCUUUUCUCUUCUCUCCCCCCUUUAUUGCUCUUUCUUUUUUAACGAUUAAAGUUUUGUAUUUUUGUAUUGUAUUUUGUAAAUUUUUUUAUUAACUCAAGCAGCAUAUAUUUUCCUCUUCUUUUUUUAUAUAGAACAACUCCCAGUAUUAAAAUAAAAAUGGAUACUGGUUUUCAUACCGGACGCAUCAAUGUUCUUUCCUUACUAAAUCCCGAGCCCGAAACACAAUCAAGACACCGCAAUACAUGCUACAUAAACGACUACAGCCCGUUUAUCCAGGGCAACAAGCACAGGAAGGUGAUAGUGAAUAAAAUGAUGAUUUUGAAAUGGCGCUCUGGCGACAAGAAUCCGGACUAGGACCACCAUCAGCAUCAGCAUCAGCAGCUAAGGCACCAGCCUCUGUUUCCAAGCAGCAUUCUGUUCUGGGAUAUCCCCCAACAACAGCAUUGAUGUUGCAGGCGCAGAGGGAAGCUGGCAGUGAGAGGGAAGACAGGGAUAUUCAGCCGCAUAUUUACGUGCCCAGGCAGCCUCUGUUUGCGCACGGCGCUAUGAUGAUGGAUACGUCGGGCGAGUAUAUCUGCGAAGCCACAUUGCGGGAUAUUACAGGUGCCGGCGGCAGGAGUAACGGUGCUGGUGGCAGCAGCGAUGGGAGUGGAAGCGGGAGAGACAAUAUCGUGGUUGUGUGCGCGUCGAUCGGACCCCCACAGCUCAUGAGAUGCGGCAGCGGGCCGUUGUGCGACGACGACGAGAUGCUGUUUGGGUCAACAAAGUCCAAAGGCGGCUGUAAGCGAUUGAGGGAAGAUGGAGGGGGACACGUGGGUGAGAGUCAUCAUUUUUCGGAUGAUGAUGAUGACGAAUUGUCGUGUGCUGGCUCAAUGACGACCAAUCAGGAGAACGGACCGGCAUCAGCCAAUACUAACCAAACUAGAAGAAGCAGCAGCGGCAGUGAUGUUUUGUCGCCACUGUUUCCAUUGGUGCGCUCCGCAUCGCUGCCUACAAAAAGAGCGCUGAGAAGCUCGCCGCAGCAGCAGCAGAAGCGCAAGCUGCGACGGACAAAGACAGACACAGACCCAGCCACAGUCAUCAUUGAGUCUAAAACACCUCCGCCAACACUCAGCGCGGCCAGCACAAGCAGCACACUAGUGGACGAGAUGGAGACGCAGCCCGAGGUCAAUUGGCUUGCACUAGAGGUACCCUGCGACGUCUGGCUCCUUGCGCAAGAGCUCUAUGACCAAGUCAAACCACGGGUACCCCGGACAUUCGCGGAAAUCUGCGUGGCGGCGAAAGUGAGCAAGCGCGAGAUUGGCAUGUACUAUAAGCUGAUGAGCCAGGUGCUCCCGCCACAGUACACUGUGAAUGAGCGGGCCAAGCCGGCGGCGUUUGUCGAGCGGUGGUGUUCGGUUUUGGGACUGCCUGGGUGGAUUCCAGAGGUGGCGUCGAGGGUUUACGAGAGGGCGGAUGAAAUGGGGAUUGUGCAGGGGAAGAGCCCGGUGAGUGUCAGCGCGGCGUCUAUUUGGCUCGUUGUUUGGUGCUUCAAUUAUAGAAGUGCACUGGGGAGAGCCGGAUUUGCUUUACCCGGGAUACGCCGGUUUCAGGUUUGCAAAACUGCGAGUGUGGUUAUUGCUACGUUGACGAGCGUGUUCAAGCUGCUGUUGCCGCAUCUGGGGACGCUGGUGGACGGGUAUUUCUAGCAGUGUACAUGUUUUUUUGGAUAUACUGAAGAAAUGAAUGAAACUACAAAUAUCUAAUAAUAAA
Molecule: messenger RNA, 1767 nt
Organism: Kickxella alabastrina
Lineage: Eukaryota; Fungi; Kickxellomycota; Kickxellomycetes; Kickxellales; Kickxellaceae
Exons: 4
Coding region: 339-1703 (454 amino acids)
Biological process (GO): transcription preinitiation complex assembly; DNA-templated transcription initiation
Molecular function (GO): TBP-class protein binding
Source: RefSeq, a predicted model, not a curated record